Bacillus rossius redtenbacheri is the source of this 1380-nucleotide messenger RNA. RefSeq lists its product as uncharacterized. NCBI's taxonomy places the organism in Eukaryota, Metazoa, Arthropoda, Insecta, Phasmatodea, Bacillidae. The record is from RefSeq and is a predicted model, not a curated record. Bases 108 to 350 code for a protein of 80 amino acids. The transcript has 2 exons.
CUGGAACCUUCCUUCAACCGCGAGUCGCUUAAAAAUCAGUCCGCGACCGCCUUCCGCGCGAGAUACGUCCGCGUGAUCACCUUGGGUGCAUCUCCGGUCCCAGCGUCAUGAUGAAGGAGAUUUUAUUCUGCUUGGCGCUUGUGCUGGCCUUGCACGUGGCCGCGGGGCAUGUGUGGAUCGGGGGUCCUCCCGGGCCGCCGAUACCUUACUACCCGCCGCCCCCGCCGCCACCGAUACCAUUCUAUCCGCCGCCACCGCCGCCGCCACCGCCGCCGCCUGGGUUCGACCCUUGGUUCAGACCGUGGAGGACAUCUCGCAUCAUACUGGUGCACCGCCCUGUUUACUACUAACCGACCUGAUAUCACCUCUGACACCAUCUAGCGAACACCGUGAACAUGCUCAAGAAAAUAAAAAAAUUAAAAAAAGUAAAAUUAAUCAUGAAAAUUUUAUUUUAUUAUUAAGUUUUAAGUUAAAAAUCUUUUUAAAAAGACUACAUUUCUUCUAUUUAAUUUUGUAAGUUAGUUUAAUGUACAUAAUUUAAAGUUGAAAUAAAUUCAUAUGCAACUACAUAUUAAACCAAAAGGAGUUCAAAUUAUUACCGUGCAGGAUUUUUUUUUACUUAUGCCUGUAAACGAUUGAAUAUUUAUGAAUUAAUAGAAAUAUUUAGACUUGUCUUAAAAAUAUGACUUUGUAUACAAGUGUAGUUCUUAUAAUACUUAUUAUCACUGUUAAUUCUUAAGUACGCAGUCGUAAACUAGACGCUAAAGCACUUUCGCUGUUUUGCUCGAAGCUGUUUUGAUUCGUCGAUUAGCAUUAAUGGAUUAAGACUGAAUGAUGGCAACAAACCCAAAAACGAAAUGUGUUUAAUCUCUACGCGAAUUAUCAACCUGUUUGCGGUGCAUCUGAUGUGCAGCCACGUAGCAUUGGUUUUUAUAAAAGUGGUGAAGUCACUUAUAUUGUGGAAGUGUGCAUGUAAUUUGACCAGUAUUUACUUAAUUAUCAGAAGGUUAUUCACAUAUGCAUCUCCGAGCGGAUAUUGAUAGUCAUACUUAACCUUGGAUUAAACGCAACAUCCCGAGUAAAUGAUCCAAGCUUAUUUUACCACAACUAUUGAAUUCGUAUUUUAAAACAAACAAAAAUCCGAAAAAAAUAAUACAAAGAAAUUCAAAUAAGCUAAAAGAACUUAAUGCUGAAAGGUAAAUAUUAAUAUAAAAAUGUACAACAUAUAUUUACAGUUGGCUGAGUGCAGUAUUACAACUUUUAGUACCUAGAUAAACUGUCAUUGUAAUGAUAUUAUAUACAAUGAAAAAAAAAUCACUUAAUAAAUCUAUAUCUUUCUCAGCUAAAAUUAUAUAAGGCAAUAAAAACUUUUUUAAAAAA